This is a messenger RNA of Osmerus eperlanus (European smelt), 6495 nucleotides long. RefSeq names its product insulin receptor substrate 2-B (gene irs4b). The transcript is spliced from 2 exons. Lineage: Eukaryota; Metazoa; Chordata; Actinopteri; Osmeriformes; Osmeridae. Gene Ontology annotation, cellular component: plasma membrane; cytosol. Bases 332 to 4348 code for a protein of 1338 amino acids. The record is from RefSeq and is a predicted model, not a curated record. Gene Ontology annotation, biological process: insulin receptor signaling pathway. Gene Ontology annotation, molecular function: phosphatidylinositol 3-kinase binding; insulin receptor binding.
UUUGUGCUCUGGUCUAGAGAGAUGUGUACAGAGGGGCAAACAGCCUGGUAGUCAAGCUAGCUAGCUCGGAUUCUACCGAUUAUAGAACCGGGGGGGAACGUGGUCAUGUUGCAAACGGUGGGCUUUAUUUCGUAAAAGCCCAUAUUGGAAUACCGUUUUUUUUGGUUCUAAUCGGAAGGAGGUUCGGGCCAUUGUAACGGAAUAAGGGAUUGCUUGGAUUUUAACAUCGAGCCCGUGCAGCGGGGACUCCGGAGCGUUGCCUCCCGAAACAAGAAUGGGGACUUGGUCCACACGGUUGCUUAGAUAGACUGGCCUUUGAUAGCGUUCUCUAAUGGCAAAUUUCACGAAUUACCAGGAGAGCCGGGGCGCAAUGUUGAUGUUGGAGCAAAGGGCAAUCGGUACGAAACCAGCCGCUGCUGCGGCCAACGGCGACACCUCGGUCGGGGAACCCCCUUCUCCGUUAAUUAAUAUCGGCGGCGGCGGCUCCCGUUUCCAUCAACACUUGCCGCCCUCGAAUCACCACCAUCACCACAGCGGCCACCUUCUUUACCCUCAGACCAUACAGCCAAAGGAUCAACAGCACCCACUAGCUCACCACUGCCAGGCCGCCCAGCAGCAACACCUCUCCGGCGAACACAUUCAGGAGUCCCCGGUAAGAAAAUCCUCUUCUUCGUCUUUGAACCUUGUACACGAAGACCCUGUAGCUGCCGUUGCUACCACUAGCCAUGCAUACGCCGCGUCCCUGAGCGGCACCCCUUCGAUAGCCGCUAGUGCUAACGUCAGCGUCUCUACCUCAGACGUUGUGGACGAUAUUCGGAAGUGUGGCUACCUGCGAAAGCAGAAGCAUGGACACAAGAGGUUUUUUGUGCUUCGGGCUGCGAGCAAUCUAGGCCCCAGCCGGCUGGAAUACUAUGACAGUGAAAAGAAAUUCCGGAAUUGCCUGCGGUCUGCUGCCGCGGCCGCUGCUAGCGGUGCGGUCGCCCCAUCUCCCCCUAAACGGGUUAUUUACCUCUACCAGUGUUUCACCGUGAACAAAAGGGCGGAUUCGAAAAACAAGCACCUCAUUGCUCUGUACACUAAGGACGAGUACUUUGCUAUCGUGGCCGAAAACGAGCAGGAGCAAGAAGAUUGGUACGUAGCGCUCAGCGAACUGAUGAGUGAGGGGAAAAGGGGACACCUGGACUCUGACGAUCUGGAUGACGGUUACGGCACCGUCACCCCCGGUACGGUGUUCAAGGAGGUGUGGCAAGUGCACGUGAAGCCUAAAGGACUGGGUCAGACGAAAAACCUCACAGGCGUGUACCGUUUAUGCCUCUCUACCAAAACGAUUCACCUGGUCAAGCUCAACUCCGAAACCCCGUGCGUCAACUUGCAGCUGAUGAACAUCCGGCGAUGCGGGCAUUCCGAGAGCUUCUUCUUCAUCGAGGUGGGUCGUUCCUCUUCCAUAGGACCCGGGGAGAUAUGGAUGUACGUGGACGACUCAGUGGUCGCCCAGAACAUGCACGAGACCAUCCUGGAGACCAUGAAGGCCCUAAAGGCCUUCUCCGAGUUUCGCCCCAGGAGCAAGAGCCAGUCGUCGGGAACCAACCCCAUCGCUUUCAUCACUACCCGCCGUCACCUAGGCAACCUGCCGCCGAGCCAGACGGGCCUCCAGCGCCGUUCGCGGACCGAGUCAGUGGUCGGGACUCCGCCUUCCAGCAAGAGCACGGGCGCCAGCGGGUACCGCUUCCGCACGUCCAGCGAGGGCGAGGGGACGAUGAACCGGCCAUUCCGCUCCGUCACCGGGAGCCUCGUCCACCUCAACUCCGCCCGGCUCCACCUGGGACGCCAGGAGGGCGGGGCCGGGAGCACCGGGAGCUCCACCGGUACCGGCGGAGGAGGAGGAGGAGGCGGUAGCAGCGGCAACCGUUACGUCCGGGCCUUACCGGGCUCCACCUACCACGCGCGUUCCGCCUCCCUCCCGGUGUCGCACUUCCCCUCGGCCACCAGCCCGGUCAGCGUGUCCAGUAGCAGUGGCCACGGCUCCGUGUCCGACACGCUGACCCGCCCUUCCUCCGCCUCCAUCUGCGGCUCACCCUCCGACGGCGGCUUCAACUCCUCCGAUGAGUACGGCUCCAGCCCCGGGGACUUCCGCUACUUCAGGGUGCGCUCCAACACCCCGGACUCCCUGGGCAACACGCCGCCCAUCCGAGAGGAGAACUGCCUCAACGACUACAUGGCCAUGGGCUGGCACCGCGAGGUGUUCGGUGCCGCCGGCAACGGCGGGGCCGAGACGGCGAGAGACGAGGGUGCGUCGGCCGAGGACGAGCGGUCCUCGUCGUCCGCGAGGAGGCGGACCCACUCCUUCUCCAGGCCGGCGGCGGGGGGUGCCAGUGGCGUGGCGGUGUACCAGAAGAUGACCCAGACGGCGUUCUCGCAGGACGAGGGCAUGGGGGAGGGCCUCUCUCUGGGACGGCCCCCUUCGUCCUCCUCGUCCUCCCUCCGCUCCGACUACAGCUCCUGCUCCGAGCACAGCCAGAACCGCCCGGCGCCGCCCCGCCUACACCCCGCCCCCACCUCCUCGUCCACGGAGGACAGCGGUUACGUGCCCAUGACGUGCGGCGUCGCCACGGCUUCGCCCAGGGACGCGCCCCCCCCCGACUACAUGCCUAUGCAACCUGGCUCCUCCCACCCUCACCCCCGCCUCUCCUCCUCCCCCCUGCUCCACAGCCCCGUCCUCUCCCGGCGCUCCCCCCACCCUCACCCCCAGCCCACGGACUCCCACGGCUACAUGAUGAUGCUACCUGGGGGAGGGCUCUUGUCCUCCCCGCUGCAGGCUUCUCCCAGCCCCCAGAGCAGCGGCGGCACGGCAGGGGGGCCCGGAGGUAGCGUUAGCGCUAACGCUAGCGAGCGUCCGGAGAACGGGGAGUACAUGGAUAUGUCGAACAGCGUUGGAGGAGGAGGGGGGAGGAAGGUCUCCAACGAGGGCUACUUUGCACUGAGUACCCCGGACACGCCGAAGUCUUACAGCCCUUACUUCUCCCUCCCCCGCUCCUACAAGGCCCCCGCCAGGGAGCGGGACGAGAAGGAGCUGGGGGAAUAUGUCCCCAUGUGCUCGCCGGCCAAACCGAUGUAUUCCUCCUCCUCCUCCGCCUCGUCCUCCGCCUCCUCCUCCACCCCGGAGAAGAGGGGCGGGAUGGCGGGUGGCACCCCUCCGUCUCACCCCCCUCCCCCGUACGGGGCGCAGCACGUCACGGGGGUCGACCGACGUGUGGUACGACCCAACCGUCUUCCCCUGGGCAGGCGGAGCUUCCACGGGUCCCCGGGAGACGGCGGCGGCGCGUCGGCCAACGGCAGCCCCGCCCACGCCGCCGCCGUCUCCGCGGCAACCGAGGGCCCCUCCAGCCCCGGGGAGUACAUUAACAUUGAGUUCGGGGACCAGUACCCCUCCUCCUGCUCGCUCUCUGCCCAGGAAGGGGCUCCCUCGCUAGGCCCCGGGGACCCACAGCGCUCCCCCCCCCAGGCCCCGGCCCCCCAGCAGGACUACAUGAGCGUGGACGUGGUGCCCAAGAGCCAGAGCCCUCGACCCUCCCUUGUGGCCCCCUGGAACCCCCCCAGCUACAUCCGACCCCUGGCUGCGGCCUCCGGGGCACUGGCCCACUCCUCCGGGGGUCACUGGAAGUCGGGCGGUGACGACUACACCGACAUGACCUUCGGGCUGGGCGGGGGCGAGGGGGCGAGGGGGUCGCGGAGCCCCACGGCCAUGCUCCAGCACCUGUGCGUGAUGGAGGGCCACUACCAGGCCCUCACCCUGGCCCCGACCUCCACCCCCACUGCCCCCCUCUCCUCCAGCCCCCAGGCGGAGCCGCCCAAGGUGGUGCGGGCCGACCCUCAGGGGAGAAGAAGACACAGCUCUGAAACCUUCACUUCCGCCUCCACCCACCCCCCGUCCGCCUCCACCCACCCCCCAUCCUCCCCCACCCCCGCCGCCCCCAACGGCGCCCACCACCCCCCCGAGGCCUCGCGCUGGCCAGCCUCCGGCUCCUUCGACAGCGUCUGGAUGUGCGUCGAGGGCCAAGGGGGCCUCGCCGAUCCCCUAGCCCAGCCAGGGGCCUCCGAUGUGGGCCUGGUCCCCGCCGGCACGGCCCCCUCUGGAGGAGGGAGGGUGUGCCACCAGAACGGGCUGAACUAUAUAGCUCUGGAGCUGAGGGACGAGGCGGCGCCCGCCGCCGCGCCGCACCUCAACGGGAGUCACCGGGACGGGAGGACGGGGUCUCCGACCGGGGCGCUGCCGUUACCGGAGAACGGGGCGUACGCCAGCAUCGACUUCUCCAAACCGGACGGGGUGACGGCCACGUCGAAAGACUAGAUGGAUAGAGAACACACUCUCUCCUGCGCCACCAUGUGCUUGUGAUCAUCGGCCCCUCCCACCUGUGAUGUCAUGUCCCCCCCCCAUGUCCGGGAGCCACGCCCCUCUCAACCCCGACAGCAGCAACAGGAACAUCGCCACGACAACAGAGGCAAAGGAGUCGACGCUGGCGUUCUAUGCUGUUCUAUUAGACUCAUUUUCAACUUUUUGGGGGUUAAAAUAAUUAAUUUUUCGUUUAUUUUAUUUUUUUCGUUUUGUUUCCUUCUCUUGUGAGCUGGUUGAGUCUUUGGCUCGGUAGCAAAACAAGACUUUUGACACAACAGCGACUGAUCCACGUCAAGCCACCACGUCAUUGGCUGGAGAUGUCCCGGUGCUCUGAUGUGAUUGGCUGCCGUGCAGGAAGCACACGUUAAAUCUGAGAAUUGAGCCAAAAUGAUACAUCCAACUCUACGAUGCUGUAUGGUACACACAUGCAACAAUGAGGCUAACCGGAGGCUAGUUUCCCAUAGAGUUUCACUAGCAUUAGCGCUACUAGCAUCCAGCCUGGUUGCUAACAAGGUCCUGUUUUACUUUGCCACUGUGGGUUUGGUGUUUCCCAGUUACAUUUCACUGUUUACAUGACGCUUUAGUGUUUUGAUUGCUUUUAUUCGGGUUUAGAUGGUGCUGGUCCGCAUACAAGACAGAACUUACGGUACCUUUUUUUUCUCUAGAAUGGUGUGAAUUAAAGUGUGUGUGACAGGCUGCUUUAGUCCCUGUUAACAAUAUGUAAUGACUCCCUCAGUUGCCAGCACAUGGAUCACACUCACACAUGUCCACACACACACACACACACACAUGUCCACACACACACACAUGUCCACACACACACACACACAUGUCCACACACAUACGCCCACACACACACGUCCAUGCACACAUUUCCACACACACACACACACACACACACACACACACCAGUAACCCUGCAGAAUAGGUUCAGGGGCUCUGGGAGCCCCCAGGACUGGAAAUCCCCUCCCCCCCCCUCCCCUCCCUUCUUUCUUUCCUUCCUUCAAAUAAAUUCAAAUUUCCAGUCCACCAACUGUCACCAAUGAAUCAAUGAAGCCAGUUAGGGCGUCUCUCAUUACGGAACAUCAUCUGCUCAUGUGACUGAUCUGAUUGAUCACCAAUUAAUUAACUAUAUAUUGAUUACAUCUAGGGAUUAACCUCUUUUGAUUUACCUGGAAAGGAAAGUGGAUAAAUAAUUUAUAUAAUUCAUACGCACACACACACCAAGGACUUCAAAGGUACUGCAUCAAUAUGCAACCUCAUUUUUUUUUUUUUUUUGUAUCUAGUUUACAGAGGAAAAAAAUAAUAUUUUUUGGUGUUGACGUUUUGAUUGAACUUGAGAGGAGUUUCUUUUGUUCAUCUUGUUUUUCAGAAAAAGACUCACCGGUAAAGGGGAGAGGGGAGAACUGCACUUUUUGCAGUUUUUGUAAAAACUGAAAAUUAAAAACUCUGCAUAAUGUUUUGUAACUCUUACAUUUUAUUUGCUGCUGUGUAGUACAAAAAAAACAAUGAUUUGGAAUGCUGUUGAUUGCUACCAUGACGACGACAACAACGAGGUCGACGACGGCAACUUGUGUUAAAUAUAUAAUUUCUUUUUCUUUCAUUUUCAGAAUUUGAAUGCUGUUGUCAGUAGUUCAACAUAUAAAGGAAAGAGUUUAAGAAGUUUUCAAACUUUUGGACGUGGGCAGGCUUGUUCAUAACUCUCCUCUGCUGCUGACAGUCUAAAUGAGAACAAAAUAAAAAUGAUUGAGUAAUUACAACAAAUAAAAAGAUGGGAGGGGGGGAGAAGAUAUUAUUGUAAAAAAAAAACAACAAAAAACACACAAAAAAAAGCGAUGUUCUUAGUGGAACAUCCUCCUGUACAUAGAAAGACCCUCAUGUUGCUAUGGUUUCCAUGUUCUAAUUGCGCCUUGUGGCGCUUUCUCUUUUUGUUUCUUAAUUUUUUCCCCCAGUUUUUUUUUUUUUUCUCUCUUUUCUUCUGGAGGGAAAGGGGAAAUGGAAGGGCUUUAGCCAAGGGGGUUCUCAGCAUUUGCAGUGUUUCUAUUUAACAGACUAUUUUGCUUUCGAUAGAGCUAUUGCAAUAAAAAUGUGUUCAUGUAGUA